ACCCGUAAAGAAGUUGCCGAACACAACUCUAUGGAUGAUUUGUGGGUUAUUAUUGAUAACAAAGUCUAUGAUCUGACUAAAUUUGCACCAUCUCAUCCUGGUGGCGAUGUUAUUGUUCGUAAUUCUGGUGGUGAUGCUACUGGUGGUUUCUAUGGAAUUCAACAUCCAGAAAGAGCCUUUGUUGAAAUUGAAGAUUACAUUGUUGGUACCCUUCGUGAAGAAGAGCACAGCAAGUUCUUCACUCCAACAGAAAUUGCUAAACAUGACAAGGCUGAUGAUUGUUGGAUCAUAGUUUUCAAUCGUGUUUAUAAUGUUACUUCAUUCUUGAAGAAUCACCCUGGUGGAAAGGACUCUAUUUUGAAAUAUGCUGGUGGUAAACUAGAUGCCACUGAUGCUUUCUUGAAGAAU
Messenger RNA from Naegleria gruberi, 408 nucleotides. RefSeq lists its product as uncharacterized. Lineage: Eukaryota; Heterolobosea; Eutetramitea; Acrasida; Naegleriidae. Gene Ontology annotation, molecular function: heme binding. The transcript has a single exon. The record is from RefSeq and is a predicted model, not a curated record. Gene Ontology annotation, cellular component: membrane; intracellular membrane-bounded organelle. The annotation marks the transcript as partial.